Molecule: messenger RNA, 1140 nt
Organism: Cyphellophora europaea CBS 101466
Lineage: Eukaryota; Fungi; Ascomycota; Eurotiomycetes; Chaetothyriales; Cyphellophoraceae
Exons: 4
Coding region: 1-1140 (379 amino acids)
Molecular function (GO): oxidoreductase activity
Source: RefSeq, a predicted model, not a curated record
AUGGCAAAGGUAACUGAGAAUCCGUCAUUGGCUUCGAGCCAUCCAUCAUCAGGGGGUAUCAGUGAUCUCAACUUUGAUUUCUUUGAUAUACCUGGAAGUCGCCGGGUGCAAGGCAACGCAUUUCCUCUGGGAUUGAAAGUCCAUGACAAUGCUCACGUUUCAGGCAUUGAUGAGGCUGUGAAGUACAUCGAGGAGCUGGCUGAGCGCGGAGUUUUUCGAGAGCUGCUGCAGAAGCAUGGGGUAAUAUUGUUUCGUGGGCUUCCGAUCAGCACUCCGGAUGAUUUCUCGAAGUUCACCAAGGCGUUCAAGUUGCCACAGCCUCACCAAGAAGUCGGGUUGUCUGGCAAGCGAACCACUGUUGGCGAUAAUGUGAAGACGGCGAAUGAGGAACCGUCGCAUGUUAAGUUCUACUACCACAACGAGUAUGGCAGGAGUGCGCACUUUCCCGGAAUUCUGUUUUUCUUCUCGCAAGUUGUGCCAGAACAGGGCGGGCAGUCGCCCCUGCUCUCGACGGUUGAGCUUUACGAACGCCUUCUCAGAGAAACCCCCAGGUUCGUGCAGACGUUGACUGAGAAAGGCAUUGCUGGCCGGCAGUAUUAUCCGUUGAAAAGUGAUCCCGAGGCGCAGACGAUUGGCUGGAACUGGCAAGAUUCGUACGGAUUUGACAUUGAGCCAGGCGAUUCCCUCGAAAUUCAAAGGCACAAAGUAGAGCAUGUGCUGGAGAUGCGGCUGUCAGCCAAGGCGGAAUGGCAGCCCAACGGAGCACUGCAUGUCAUCCAGCAUCUUCCAGCCGUUCGUCAGAUCGAAUCCACUGGACAGAUUGUGCCUUUCAAUGGGCUCGGUGGUGUUUACGGCCGUCAAAGAGACAGGGGGGCGUUGAAUCCUCCACACCGUGGGACAGAUGGCAACUACCAUUUGCCGACAACUUAUGGUGACGGUACCGAGAUUCCGAGAGAGUAUCUGGAGAAGCUUUUGGAGAUCUCUGAUGAUAUCGGCUUCUUGGUGCCCUGGGAAGAGGGAGACGUGGCUCUCAUCGACAACUACACGGUCCAGCACGCUCGAUCGCCGUGGGUUGGGAAGCGGUCAUUGCUGGUCAGUCUGUGGGAUGGGCAUGAAAAGUUUGUGCCGGUGCAGAGCUAG